Molecule: messenger RNA, 387 nt
Organism: Trichosurus vulpecula (common brushtail)
Lineage: Eukaryota; Metazoa; Chordata; Mammalia; Diprotodontia; Phalangeridae
Product: protein PET117 homolog, mitochondrial
Exons: 2
Coding region: 120-365 (81 amino acids)
Biological process (GO): mitochondrial respiratory chain complex IV assembly
Cellular component (GO): mitochondrion
Source: RefSeq, a predicted model, not a curated record
GCCACCGUCGUGCCUGCUCGUCGCCGCAGCCCAGCUCCCGCUUUCUGGUCGUCCGGUGCUUCGCUGGUGGGGGGAACGGCUGCUUCCGCCGCCUCUCCGCGGCCAGCUGCCCUGGAGGGAUGUCGAGGAGCUCCAAGGUGGUGCUGGGCCUCUCUGUGGUGCUCACGGUGGGCACGGUCGCCGGGGUGCAUCUUAGGCAGAAGCAGGACCAACAGAGGCUUCGAGAUGGAGUGCUCAGAGAUAUAGAGAGGCAAAAUCGGAAAAAAGAAAAUGUUCGUCUUUUGGAAGAACAGAUUAUUUUGACUAAGCAUCUUGAAGUAGAAAGAGAGAAGAUGUUAUUGGCAAAAGGUUCUCAAAAAACAUGAGUUUUGAAGUGAAAUACUAAUG